AUACCCCUCCACUCCUUCCUAUUCUUCUAUUUAUCAUCUGUUGCCAGACACAAAACCAAAUCCCUCACUCUCUCUCUCUCUCUCUCUCUCUCUGAGAUCUCAUCACCUCAGAAUCAAUGGCAGACGCACCCAGACCAAGCUCCACAAUCAACCGCCGCCAGCCCAGCCGCCUCCAGCGGCGCGCCCCGCCCCCUUCUUCCUUACAAAUAAAUCGCGUCCCUGAUUGGAACAUCGCGAUCCCCCUCCUCUCUCCUCUCGUCUCCCCCGAUUGCCCUAUAGACACCACCAAAUCCCGAGACCAGCACCAGCAGAAGGAGAUGCCACGUCAUCAUCAGGGGGCGGAGGCCGAGAAAUCGGCGCCGGCGAUGGUAUUCAAGAAGUGGCAGCAUCCGGCGGCGCCCUUCUGCUACGAGCCGGCUCCGUUUGUCUCGGCUUUUGUUCCGGUGUAGCCGCGAGCAGCAGAUUCGAUCCCGUUUGGGUUUAGGAAAAUCCUGAAGAAAUUUUUAGUCUUUUUUUUAUAUAAUUUAAUUUGUAAAAUAGUCUCUGUAGAUUUCAUCUAACGGUGUAUGUGUGCUCAUCGAGUUAAUUUGUGAUCAAACAUGCACGUGAUUUUGCCAAUUGUAAAAUUGCUAAUUCCAAUUUACAGUUCCACAGAAUUCAAUUUUAUUUUGAUUUUUGGUUAAUGAAUGAAAUGUGCAGCUCUUCUUCUGUCAA
This is a messenger RNA of Prunus persica (peach), 714 nucleotides long. RefSeq lists its product as uncharacterized. Gene Ontology annotation, cellular component: nucleus; cytoplasm. The record is from RefSeq and is a predicted model, not a curated record. Bases 117 to 449 code for a protein of 110 amino acids. Lineage: Eukaryota; Viridiplantae; Streptophyta; Magnoliopsida; Rosales; Rosaceae. The transcript has a single exon.